Molecule: messenger RNA, 2224 nt
Organism: Eruca vesicaria subsp. sativa (arugula)
Lineage: Eukaryota; Viridiplantae; Streptophyta; Magnoliopsida; Brassicales; Brassicaceae
Source: the annotation of a GenBank genome assembly
CUCCUUCUCAUAACCUCAUCACUUUCCAUCUCUGUCUUGUCCUCUGAUCAACAUCCUUCAGACAUGUUCACCAAACCUUCCAUCUUCCUCCUUCUCACCACAUCCCAUCUCCUAUUCCCACCAAUCUCAUCCAUCGAUUUCAUCUACAACUCCAACUUCACCACCACCAACACACUCCUCAUCUCCGCAACCGUCGACUCUCCCCCCUCCAUCUUAACCCUCACAAACCAAACAACUUCCUCCAUAGGACGCGGUCUCUACCCUACAAGAAUCCCCGCCUCUUCCUCCUCCUCCUCUUCACCUCUCCCUUUCGCCACGUCAUUCAUCUUCUCCAUCUCCCCUUACAAAAACAGACUCCCUGGCCACGGCUUCGCCUUCGUCUUCCUCCCUUCCUCCGACACCUCCGCCGCGGAGUCAGCUCAGCACCUCGGCCUCUUCAACUUGACCAACAACGGCGACACAAACAACCGUAUCUUCGCAGUCGAGUUCGACGUCUUCUCGAACCAAGAGUUCAACGACAUCAACGACAACCACGUCGGCGUCGACGUUAACUCCUUAACUUCCGUCUCCUCUGCCGUCGCAGGCUUCUACAGAGACGGUGGUGCGUUCACGGAGUUAAGGCUUAACAGUGGAGAUAACUAUCAGGUUUGGAUCGAGUUUAACGGCUCGGUGAUCAACGUCACGAUGACUAGAGCCGGCUCGGUGAAACCUGUGAGACCUCUCAUAAGCAUUCCUUUGAAUUUAACUGGAGUUUUAGUGGAUGACAUGUUCGUGGGGUUCACGGCAUCCACGGGGCUACUAGUGCAGAGUCAUAGGAUCCUCUCGUGGAGUUUUAGCAACUCUAACUUCUCUAUUGGUGAUGCUUUGAUCACAAGGAACCUUCCUUCGUUUAACUUACGAGACGACUCUGUUUUGAACUCUAGAGGGUUCAUCGCUGGGGUCUCUGUUGGUGCUAUUAUGUUACUAGUUUGUAUUAUUGGGGUUGUUUUUUAUGUUGUGAGAGGGAGAAGACGAAGGAGGCUAGAGGAUGAUGAUGUUGAAGAUUGGGAGACAGAGUAUUGGCCUCAUAGAGUUCAAUACAGAGACGUUUUGGAAGCGACGAAAGGGUUUUCGGAAGAGAAUAUGAUCGGAUACGGAGGCAACUCGAAGGUGUAUAGAGGAGUGGUGGAAGGUAAAGAAGUGGCGGUGAAGAGGAUUAUGAUAAGUCCUCGAGAGAGUGUGGCUGGGACGAGUGAGUUCUUGGCGGAGGUCUCGAGUUUAGGGAGGUUAAGACACAAGAACAUAGUGGGACUAAGAGGUUGGUGUAAGAGAGGAGGUGAGUGUCUUGUAUUGGUGUAUGAGUAUAUGGAGAAUGGGAGUGUAGAUAAGAGGUUGUUUGAUGAAGAUAUGAUGUUGGAGUGGGAAGAGAGGAUGAGAGUGAUAAGAGACGUAGCUUCGGGGAUGUUGUAUUUGCAUGAAGGGUGGGAGUCAAAAGUGUUGCAUAGAGAUAUUAAGACGAGUAAUGUGUUGCUUGACAAGGAUAUGAACGCUAGGGUUGGUGAUUUUGGAUUAGCUAAGUUGCAAAACGCUAAUAAAGAGAUGGUUAGUACUACUCACGUGGUUGGAACAGCGGGUUACAUGGCGCCUGAGUUGGUUAAGACAGGGAGAGCAUCUGUGGAGACAGAUGUGUAUAGCUUUGGAGUGUUUGUGUUGGAGGUAGUGUGUGGAAGGAGGCCAAUAGAGGAAGGAAGAGAAGGGAUAGUGGAGUGGAUGUGGGGACUAAUGGAGAGAGACCAAGUGGUUGAUGGUUUGGAUGAGAGGUUGAAGGUAAGAGAAAGGUUUGAGAUAAAGGAAGUAGAGAUGGCUUUGAGAAUAGGACUUUUGUGUGUGCAUCCUGAUCCGAAGGUGAGGCCAAAGAUGAGACAAGUGGUGCAUAUAUUGGAACAAGGGAGGUUGAGUGAUGAUGAAAGGGAGAGGGAAGGCAUGGAAGUGAGCUUCUUGGAGAGGAUGAAGAGUUCUUAUUUGUUGGGCACUAGUGACGGAAUGCAACAACAACAACAUCCCACAUUCUUAGAUGUAUGGAACUCUUCUCACUCUAAUAAUUCGUUUAGGAGUUCUAGUUCUAUUUUUCAAGGAAGGUGAGAAGCUAGUGUGAGAUGUACUAUUUUUUUUAUAGUAUAUAUAAACUAUAUAGCAUAUACAGGUUGUGUGAUUUGUCUGUAUAUAAUAUAUGCAUGAAUUUAAC